CCUAGUGUGCCAUUAUGAGAAAUCUUCUCCUAUCUGCAUGCUUUCAGCUUGCUCCAGGCUGCCCAGGUGAACAAGAGCUGGCAUGAGAUUUCAGGCAGUGAUCUCCUGUGGAGGAAGCUGUGUCUGAAAAGAUGGCCCUGUUGCGACAUCCGUCUAGAACUCCUGAACGCACAGACUUGGAAGCAGUUCUUCCUUCACCAAACUAGGCAAGAACACUCUAUGACCCGGGCCAAGCCAGAAGACUUCAUCUACAAAGAAAUACCUGGGGACUUUGGACUGGGUAAUGUGAACUAUCUCUCGGGGAGUGGCUUGACCAGAGAAGAACAAGGAAGAUCGGUUGUCUGCAUGGUAAUAGACUUGACUCGCCUUUCUGCCUGGGAUCUUCAAGAGGGUGUUAUGACCUGGGCAAGCCCAGCACAGUCUGCCAAGAUUGAGAGAGUGGCUACCCUCCCUGAGAUGCACAUUGCAGUCACCGUGGAUAUGGAAGCAACCAUCAAGAUGUGGAACUGUCAUGACAGGGAUGCUCUGGUGACUAACACCAUGUCCGCUUUUUGUGGGUCCCUGGAAGCUGUCCUUACAAAGGAUGGCCCAUUCGUCUUGGCAGGUGAUGUUUUCGGUAGCCUCUACAUAUUUAGGAUUCCCGAAUUACAGCUUAUUUCUAGAGUCCCUGCUUUGAAAUACACGAUUGACACUCUCCGCUGCUCUCCUCAGAAGAAAUGGGUCUUCUUGAAUAAGAAACAUCCACACAUCUCUCCAAAGGCCAUGGAUCUGUCAGUCCACUGGACUGUCUUUAUGGUCUCUACCAGGUUAGAGUCCCAUGGAAUUCAUAAAGUUGCAGCCUUCCGGUUACCAUAUUACAUGGAGAGCCUAGGAUGGAUGGGAGUCAGCGAUAAGAAUGCAAUUGUGUUUUCAAGCAAGUCAUCUCUAUUCGUCUAUAGCAUGCAAGGCAUCCAGCUGCAGAGAUUUGAAGGCUGCCUGCAAAGGACCAUGAAAUUACUAGUGGAUCCUCUCCACGUCAUCUCUUUAUCUACUGAUGGUUCUUUGGAUGUGUACACGUGGGAGGAGAGAAGGCUAUACCUCAGGAAGUGUUACCGCCUACAAAACGAGACACAUGUGGGACCAACAAGCAUCAUCUCCAAAGCACAGUGCAAUAACGUGAGCAUAGCUCGAGUGGUGGGAACGGGUUCCAGAUGCCCCUUUCUGUCGCCCGAAGCUUGCUGCUGUUCUUGGAUCACAGCCCGGAGAGACAGCACGGGGGCACCGCCAGCUCUGAAUGUUGAAAUUUCUAAGGUCCUGCAGGUAGAGUGUGUGGCUCCUCCCAAGGAGAACCAGGACAUGGGGGAGAGGGAGGGUCCUAAAAACCAGGAGACUUGGGGCCAACUCUUGCUAUGGCUGGAACAGUCUUGCACAGAGAUCCUGCUGGUCACUUACAGAGUUGGCAUGAAAGAGCUGCCCUCAGACAACCUGAAAGAAGUUCGUUCAGCAAGUGGGAAGAGCAUCCUCCUGUCAUGGCCACCUGCAGCAGAUGCGGUGCCUGAGCAUCACCCCUGCAGCUGCGGUAGAUGCAUCACCCCUGCAGCUGCUGUAGGUACGGUGCCUGCGCAUUGCAUUGCCCCUGCAGCUGCGCUCAAUGCUGGGGACAACUGCUCCACCUCUGGUGUGUUGACCUGGCCUGAGGAAGCUGCAGUUCACACCCCCUCUCUAAUGCCCGCCAUCUGUGAAGUGGCUCUGGACAAACUGUCCUUUCCUGACAAGGACUUUGGAGAUGACAAAGAAGGCCUCCUCUUGGAAAUGUAUCAGCCCAUCUCUUCAAACCUUCAGGAAGCAGAGCCUGCCACCUGA
This is a messenger RNA of Microtus oregoni (creeping vole), 1842 nucleotides long. RefSeq names its product F-box and WD repeat domain containing 12 (gene Fbxw12). The record is from RefSeq and is a predicted model, not a curated record. Gene Ontology annotation, molecular function: protein binding. NCBI's taxonomy places the organism in Eukaryota, Metazoa, Chordata, Mammalia, Rodentia, Cricetidae.